CGGCGCGGCACUCGCGGCUGCUGCCUGGGAGGGAGGUUGGCCAGGCGGCGGAGCGGCGCGGCUCUCAACCUGACGGGGAAGUGGCUCUGGCGGCCGCGACUAACUACCCGGAGGCGGACGGACGGACCGACGGACAGGCGGGCGACGGGGACAGAGGCUGGGAGCCGAGCCGGGUGACUGAAAGAGCGAGCGGGUCAGGCUCAGCGGCGGCCACUCUGUCGGUCUGCUGAAUGAAGUGCCCGCCCCGCUGAGCCCCGAGCCCGGCGCUUUCCCCGCAAGAUGGACGGUUUCGCCGGCAGCCUCGAUGAUAGUAUAUCUGCUGCAAGUACUUCUGAUGUUCAAGAUCGCCUCUCAGCGCUUGAGUUACGAGUUCAACAACAAGAAGAUGAAAUCACUGUGCUAAAGGCUGCUUUGGCAGAUGUUUUGAGGCGUCUUGCAAGCUCUGAAGAUCAUGUAGCCUCAGUGAAGAAAUCAGUCCCAAGUAAAGGUCAACCAGGCAUUCGAGAAGCUAUUUCCAUGUCCUGUAUAACCAAUGGGAGUGGAGCAAACAGAAAACCAAGUCAUACCAGCUCUGUCUCAGUUGCCAGAAAAGAAACAUUUUCAUCUGCUGCUAAAAGUGGUACAGAAAAAAAGAAAGAAAAACCACAAGGACAGAGAGAAAAAAAAGAGGAAUCUCAUUCUAAUGAUCAAAGUCCACAAAUUCGAGCAUCACCUUCUCCCCAGCCCUCUGCACAGCCUCUCCAAAUACCCAGACAAACUCAAGAAAGCAAGAAUUCUGCUCCCACCAAAAGCAUAAAACGACCACCAACAGCUGAAAAGUCACAUAAUUCAUGGGAAAAUUCAGAUGAUAGUCGUAAUAAAUUAUUGAAGGCAGUUUCAACCUCAAAAAUAAUAUCAAAAGUUAUAAAAAAUACAGACAAGCAUAAAGAUGUCAUCGUCAACCAAGAAGGAGAAUAUGUUAAAAUGUUUAUGCGAGGUCGGCCUAUUACAAUGUGUUUUCCUUCUGAUGUUGACAACUAUGAUGACAUCAGAACAGAACUGCCUCCUGAGAAGCUCAAACUGGAGUGGGCAUAUGGUUAUCGAGGAAAGGACUGUCGAGCUAAUGUUUACCUUCUUCCUACUGGGGAAAUAGUUUAUUUCAUAGCAUCAGUAGUAGUACUAUUUAAUUAUGAGGAGAGAACUCAACGACACUACCUGGGUCAUACAGACUGUGUGAAAUGCCUUGCUGUACACCCUGACAAAAUCAGGAUUGCAACUGGACAGAUAGCUGGAGUGGAUAAAGAUGGAAGGCCUCUGCAACCCCAUGUCAGAGUGUGGGAUUCGGUUAGUCUAUCCACACUGCAGAUUAUUGGACUUGGGACUUUUGAGCGUGGAGUAGGAUGCCUGGAUUUUUCAAAAGCAGACUCGGGUGUUCAUCUGUGUGUUAUUGACGACUCCAACGAGCACAUGCUUACCGUGUGGGAUUGGCAGAAAAAGUCAAAAGCAGCAGAAAUAAAGACAACAAAUGAAGUUGUUUUGGCUGUGGAAUUCCAUCCAACAGAUGCAAAUACCAUAAUAACAUGUGGUAAAUCUCAUAUUUUUUUCUGGACCUGGAGUGGCAAUUCACUAACAAGGAAACAGGGAAUUUUUGGGAAAUAUGAAAAACCAAAAUUUGUGCAGUGUUUAGCAUUUUUGGGGAAUGGAGAUGUUCUAACUGGAGACUCUGGUGGAGUCUUACUUAUAUGGAGCAAAACUACUGUAGAACCGACACCUGGGAAAGGACCUAAAGGUGUUUAUCAGAUCAGCAAACAGAUCAAAGCUCAUGAUGGCAGUGUGUUCACACUUUGUCAGAUGAGAAAUGGGAUGUUGUUAACUGGAGGAGGGAAGGACAGAAAAGUGCUUCUGUGGGAUCAUGAUCUGAACUCUGAGAGAGAAAUUGAGGUUCCUGAUCAGUAUGGAACAAUCAGAGCUGUAGCAGAAGGAAAGGCAGAUCAAUUUUUAGUAGGCACAUCACGAAACUUUAUUUUACGGGGAACAUUUAACGAUGGCUUCCAAAUAGAGGUCCAGGGUCAUACAGAUGAGCUUUGGGGUCUUGCCACACAUCCUUUCAAAGAUUUGCUCUUGACAUGUGCUCAGGAUAGACAGGUGUGCAUGUGGAACUCAGCAGAACACAGGCUGGAAUGGACCAGGCUCGUGGAUGAACCAGGACACUGUGCAGAUUUUCAUCCAAGUGGCACAGUGGUGGCCAUAGGAACGCACUCAGGCAGGUGGUUUGUUCUGGAUGCAGAAACCAGAGAUCUUGUCUCUAUCCACACAGACGGGAAUGAACAGCUCUCUGUGAUGCGCUACUCAGUAGAUGGCACCUUCCUGGCUGUAGGAUCUCAUGACAACUUUAUUUACCUCUACGUAGUCUCGGAAAAUGGAAGAAAAUAUAGCAGAUAUGGAAAGUGCACUGGACAUUCCAGCUAUAUCACACACCUUGACUGGUCCCCAGACAACAAGUACAUAAUGUCUAACUCGGGAGACUACGAAAUACUGUACUGGGACAUUCCAAGUGGCUGCAAACUAAUCAGGAAUCGAUCGGAGUGUAAGGACAUUGACUGGACAACAUACACCUGUGUACUGGGCUUUCAAGUCUUUGGUGUCUGGCCAGAAGGAUCUGACGGGACAGAUAUCAACGCACUGGUGCGAUCCCACAACAGGAAGGUGAUAGCUGUUGCUGAUGACUUUUGCAAAGUCCAUCUGUUUCAGUAUCCCUGCUCCAAAGCAAAGGCUCCCAGUCACAAGUACAGUGCCCACAGCAGUCAUGUCACCAAUGUCAGUUUUACUCAUAAUGACAGUCACCUGAUUUCAACUGGUGGAAAAGACAUGAGCAUCAUUCAGUGGAAACUUGUGGAAAAGUUGUCUUUGCCUCAAAAUGAGAUUGUAGCGGAUACUGCUCCAACCAAAGGCCCCAUCUCUUCCAUUGAGUGCGUCAGGCAGUCUGACACGUCCACACCGCCUCCUCCCCAGCCCUUAAAUGAGACAGCUGAAGAGGGUAGAAGGAGCAGUUCUCCCACACUCCUGGAGAACAGCCUGGAACACACUGUGGAGCCCAGCGAAGACCCCAGUGAGGAGCGGAGUGAAGCGGGCAGCGAAGACCUUGGUGGGCCUGCUGGUGAAGAGCUAUCCAACGAGAUGAGUGAGGAGCAGGGUGACGCUGCUCUUACUGGGGACCACCAAGACCCUCCACCUCUAUCCUAACCAACACCAGGGCUUGAAUGCUCGUGAUCUUGAGCUAGAGUUCAGAUAACAGGCCGGGAAGUGAUGGAGAAUCACUGUUGACCGAGAUUUUGGUUUCCGUGUGAUCUGUUUUCUUCAGUAGUCUUAUCUUCAGUCAGUCGAAUGCAGCCAGCUGAAAGGUUCAGUUUGGUGUCUGUUGAAGAUUAACCAAACUUAAUAGAAGGAAAGACCGAAACAUCAAUUAUGUCUCAGAAAGGACUGUGUAUGUAAGUGAUAAGAUGUAAAUACUGGAAGCAGAAACAGCAGCUAUGUUGAUUUAAAACAAACUCCUUGGUAUCUGAACGUGUUUUCUUCAGGAACAACCAGAGGCAUCACAAACACUGUUACUCAGCUACUGGCUCAGACUGUGCUACUUCUUUCCUGAUGCAGAAAAAGAAAUCAAAAGGAAAAAAAAUGCUUUCUUAUUGCGAUAUCUUCCUACCCUAAAUAUAUCUAGAGGAAAUUUUUUAGUUAAGAAGAACUCCAGUAUUGCCACAGGCAGUGGUAUUGCCUUCUUAAAUAAUAAUGCCAUUUCCUACACUACCAGUAGAUGCCCAGGUGCGCUUGUUAGUCUACUAUAUAGGUGCUGCCUUUUCUAAGACUCAUAAUAAGGAACAGUCUCUUAAUUUCUUGUGUGCAAAUCUAUUUUAUCGUAGAACUAAGAGAGCAGUGGUUUGUUAGAGAGCUUUUAAAUGUAUAUUAAACCAUUGAUACUCAGAAAUAAUGGAGUCCCCAAGGAUUCCUUUACUGGCCUGAACAUUCUUAAAUGUUUGACAUUCAAGGAAAAAAGCCGCAUGCCUAUAAAACUAAACUGUAAUAAUUACUAAGCUAAUUUUAGCUCAGCCUUCAACAUAAUUUGUUCCCUCAAUAAUAGGAGAAAUACAAAUACAGAAUUGGUGCUUUGAAGUUCAUUGGCUUAGUUGUUAAUUUUUAUACAGAUUAAUUACGUUGAGGGAUAAGAUACUCAGCAAACUGCAAAUUCUUUUUUACAGAAGUGUGAAUAACAGUCAUAGUGAUUAAAAUCUGUAUACAUCGCGUACUUAACAGACUUGCUAUAUAUGGUAAUUUUUCUCUGGUGGACUUGCUGUAAGUUUUGCAAUUCUAAUGUGGUUAUCCUCUGCUAUUUUGGACAAUGCAUGUAUUAUUAUGCAUUGGGUAGUAGUUUUUGUUUUUUUAAAGUUUUGUCAGAUGACUUUUUCUUAAGUACAUGUUUCCUACUUUAAAAACAUUUACUGACAAAAUACGCAUUUCCUAUGUUUGUUUAUACUUGGAUUAUAAAAAAACUUUGUUUUGAUUUAUUUUUAACUUGCUGCAUUGUUUUGAUAUCUUUUUUUGUUUGUUAGAUUAUGUUUAGAAACUUUGGAUGAGUUCAGAAGUCUUAAGUAUGCAAGUGUUUACGUGAUUGUGCCAUUCCAAAGUGCAUCAGAACUGUCAUUCCCUUCUAGUACCUUCUCAGGAGUAAUACAGAUCAGGUAUUUCAUCACCAUUUGGUAACAUACAAACUCCAGUGACUCCCAAGGACCCUCACCACAUUUGUGUUCCCGUGCUGUGUGUAAGGGUGUGGGUAUGUGUGAAGGGGUGAGUGUGGACACUCACUCUGUUUGUGUGUAUCUCUGUAUAAGCAGGUAUACGCCACACUGAAAGUACUCAGUGUAUAUCUCUAACUAUGUAGGUAGAUACGUGUCUGUGUAUAUCUCUUUCCUUUUGUUUACAACUGCUCAAAAAAAAGAACACCUCAAAAUAGCUCUCUUCAAAAGAAGAGAUACAGAUUCCAAGUGACCCAUCUAUUUUCAAUAUGUUCUGUACAUAGUUACCAGAGAGGAAGUAUCAGGCAUAUACAUUUGCCUGUUCGCAGCGGUGACUAAAGCAUCCCCGCGAGAACAGUACUGAGACGAACAAGUAGUCUAAGAGUAGGGAAAGCAUUUCUUCGAGCUCUCCACCAUAAGCAGGGAGUCUGUGUGGGGACAUUGGUCACCUUUGGGGUUGCUGUGUACAAUGAGAUUUAUAAUCAUGAUACUCUUGGGUGGUAGUUUCAAAAGACACUACUAAUACGCAGAAAGCGUUCCAGCUCUGUUGCUGGCAACUACUGUUUAACAGUCAAUCAAAUCUGUGAUAAUGGUUGGAAGUGGGUGGGAUUAUGAAAUUUUAGAUGUUUUUAGAAAAACUUGUGAAUGAAAAUGAAUCCAAGUGUUUCAUGUGAAGAUGUUGAGCCAUUUCUAUCAUGCAUUCCUGUCUAAUGGCAGAAAAUUUUGAAGAUUAAAAAUAAAAUAAUCAAAAUGUUUCAUUUGUC
Molecule: messenger RNA, 5530 nt
Organism: Phyllostomus hastatus (greater spear-nosed bat)
Lineage: Eukaryota; Metazoa; Chordata; Mammalia; Chiroptera; Phyllostomidae
Gene: EML4
Product: EMAP like 4
Exons: 23
Coding region: 280-3222 (980 amino acids)
Biological process (GO): microtubule cytoskeleton organization
Cellular component (GO): mitotic spindle
Molecular function (GO): microtubule binding
Source: RefSeq, a predicted model, not a curated record